AUGGCUGGUUAUUACAGAAAGUUUUGUAAAAAUUUGGCUCACAUCACUGUACCAUUAACAAACCUUUUGAAGAAAAAUCAAAAGUUCCAAUGGUCUGAAACAUCUCAGUCUGCUUUUGAAAAGGUCAAAUAUUUAUUGAGCACUUACCCUGUAUUGAUGGCUUUGAGAGCCAUUUAUUCUAAAAUAGCAAUUAUCUCAGUUAUACUUCCUAGCAUUAUAUUAAGCCUGUUCUUUCACAGAUUUUGUAUGGUGUUUUUGUGCCUAGUAUUCAGCGUUUUGUCCACAAUAGAGGGUUAUGAAGAGAUUUCGGGUGCUAUUCUGCUACGAAUGGAACUUGUGAUGAUUGUGUGGUUCUCCGUCGAGUUCUUCCUCCGAUUAUGGUCUACUGGAUGCCGAUCUCACUAUCAAGGUUGGCUGGGUCGCCUUCGAUUCCUACGAAGUCCAUUUUGUGUCAUAGAUGUCAUUGUCAUCAUUGCAUCACUUGUGGUACUUUCUAUGGGGAGCAGCGAACAAGUAUUUCCUACUUCUGCCUUGAGAGGGCUUCGAUUCUUUCAGAUCCUGCGAAUGGUUCGUAUGGACAGGAGCGGUGGAACGUGGAAGCUUCUAGGUUCAGUUGUGUAUGCACAUCGUCAGGAGCUCUUCACAACUCUGUAUAUUGGCUUCUUGGGUUUGAUAUUUUCGUCGUUUUUAAUUUACCUUGCUGAGAAAGAUCAAAAGAAUACGAACUUUCAUAGUUUUGCUGACGCCCUCUGGUGGGGAGUUGUUACAUUGUGCACUGUAGGAUAUGGUGACAUGGUUCCUACUACUUGGCGUGGAAAACUGAUAGCAGCCUUCUGUGCUUUGUUAGGAAUCUCAUUCUUUGCUCUUCCAGCGGGGAUUCUUGGCUCAGGUUUCGCUUUGAAAGUGCAACAACAACAACGACAAAAGCACAUGAUAAGAAAAAGGAUACCUGCAGUCACUCUCAUCCAGUGCCUCUGGCGGUGCUACGCAGCAGACGAACAUUCUAUGUCCAUAGCUACUUGGAAAAUCCACCUGGUACCGCUACCAAGCAUGCUCCCUUUCACAUCUGGUUCCUUCACAAGUAUAAAGCGCAAAGAUAGGCUGAACUUGACCCCUGUUGGUAGAAGUCUGUUCAAACAGAACACAUCUAUUGUAAGUCGUCUCUCUACUAUCCGGCGCCAUAAGCCCAUAAUCUCCACUUGUAGCCACUGUCCAUCUCCUAUAUACCAUGCGUCAUCUGAAAUUGUUGGAACGAGGAUUAACACUAACGUUAGCGAAGAUAGUGUCUCUAAAACAGUCAACAUAGCAAAACGGAGUUCUAAAGAAGAAGAUAUAGAAGAACCAAAGCUCACUGUUUUGACAAAACAGCAUAAAUCAGCUAUCAGAGCUGUACGAAAGAUAAAAUACUUCGUUGCAAGGAGGAAGUUCAAGGAGGCUUUGAAACCUUACGAUGUCAAAGAUGUAAUUGAACAAUACUCAUCUAGUCACGUGGACCUUUUGGGCAGAGUUAAAAACGUACAGGGAAGGUUAGACCUAAUUCUAGGAAAAUCAAGCUCAACAGGAAAAGAUGUAUAUCAGCCUAUAAUCAGUUUAGCUUCCAGAAUAGUGAAAGUAGAGAGAUCGAUUGAAGAUAUCGAGAAUAAAUUAGACCAGUUCGUGGAAAUGUACUUAAAAGACAGAGGGCGUUGGAUUUCAACUGUGACACUCAACAACUUCUCGCCCUCACUAUCACACUCCACAAUGACUUUAGCAACCACUAAAAUUCCCACCUCCCGCAUUAACCUUUCAUUCUACCCACAGUCCCGAAAUUAAUUUAUAACUUUACAGAAAAACAGCCGAGUGAACCAAACAUCCCUGUAAUAAAGAACAUAAUUGGGCCCAUGCAGCGUGGAAAUUCAGACUUGAGUCAGAGGCUGAAAAAGCGUGUUGCUUUGUGUCAUUCUCUCGACACGAGCAUAAUUGUAGCUGGAAAGUCGCAGAGAUCAACUGACAUUGACUCGUUUUUAGCGUUGUGUUCUAGUAUAAGAGUUAAUUCAGAAAAGAUUCUCAGAGUACACUAUUAUCAUGGAUAGAUUCGGUAAGGACUAUAUAUCCUCCUAGGUUAGUAGAAGUUGAAUCUCCAGCAGCGACCGAGGGAGAUAUCGAUUCUUGUCUUGAGGAUACGAAGUUAGAGAUAUCUUAAAGCCAGAAGAAAAUGAGAAAGCCAACUCCGACUGUCACACCAAUACUACUACAGCUGUCUUACUUUAAAAGGGGUUUCAAUGGGUCAACAGGUACGAUAUUUGAAAGCGUAACUUGAAGGCGACUUCUUGUGGUAUUCUUAGAAACAUCAUUCUUUUAGGAAGAAUUUCUAGAUGUGUACAUACAAACAUUUACAUCUUGCUCCAAAUAUGAUGGCAGCAUAGAUAUCACAAUAUCUUUUUAGAAUAUAUCAAAUAAAGAAACAAUUGCGAGAAACGAAACUCAGCACGACUGUGUUGUUUUGCCAUGUUCUCUGGAACUUUACUUUAAAGUAUGUACACACAGAUACUUAUUCCAUUAAUAACACAUUUUCAUUCAGAUUUCAUUUCAUCCACUCACCUUGCACCCGUGAUUGGCUUUUUUUGUGGUCAAAGUAAUCAUCGACGAUCUAGAGCUGAAGUUGUCAUUAUCAACAAAACUGCAGAAUCUCAGGGAUAUUUAGCAUGUUCGACACAUUUUUAACGAUCUUAGUAAUUUACUAGAGCUAUAACACACAAGCUUGAUAUAUAUUUCUAUACAAGUAACAUUAGAAUAUCUUUACUUUCUGGAAUGUAGGGGUGAUCUGUUUUCUUCGGAAAUGUGAACAUUAUUCUCUCAGUACUUAGGUGAUAAACUAGAUAAUGAUAUUAUGAAACUUUAGUCUAUGUAAUUUAUAUUUUUGCAUCAAAAUAAUGUAUUAGUAAUUCAGUUGAGAUUCUGUAUAUUGCUAGCACUGUUACCAUUAUGUGUUGAUUGUCUUUAGAGAGGUUUUAUUUUGAUAUGAUCUGUAACCUAAAAAUGUGAAUGGCUAUUGUUCUUUCAUUUAAUCACAGUUGACUUUCCCUUAUACAAAAAGGCUGAUAACCUUGUUUUUUUUCAUUAAUUACUUUAGAGCUGAAAUUUUAUUCCUAGAAAAAAUAAAAGUAUAGAUAUGUAUUAGAGAAAUACUGUGAAUGCAGUAAACAAUUCAUGCUAACCUCACAGAUGCCUUAUUCUAUAGCAAAUGAAAACAUUUUGUGGGAAACUAACGCUCCGUGCCAGUGGUACUUAUUGACAG
Molecule: messenger RNA, 3277 nt
Organism: Limulus polyphemus (Atlantic horseshoe crab)
Lineage: Eukaryota; Metazoa; Arthropoda; Merostomata; Xiphosura; Limulidae
Product: potassium voltage-gated channel subfamily KQT member 5-like
Exons: 13
Coding region: 1-1812 (603 amino acids)
Biological process (GO): potassium ion transport; transmembrane transport
Cellular component (GO): membrane
Molecular function (GO): voltage-gated potassium channel activity
Source: RefSeq, a predicted model, not a curated record